Molecule: messenger RNA, 756 nt
Organism: Vicia villosa (hairy vetch)
Lineage: Eukaryota; Viridiplantae; Streptophyta; Magnoliopsida; Fabales; Fabaceae
Product: secreted RxLR effector protein 161-like
Exons: 1
Coding region: 1-756 (251 amino acids)
Source: RefSeq, a predicted model, not a curated record
AUGCUGCCACAACACCAGCCGAGGCACGUUCAGCUGUCCAAGAGUGAAGAUGAGCAAGAUGUGAAUCCUACUCAAUACCGGAGAUUGAUAGGAUCAUUGCGUUACUUGUGCAAUACGCGGCCAGAUUUAGCGUUUAGUGUCAGUAUUGCAAGUAGGUUCAUGGAGAGGCCGGAGGUAUCACACUUGGCAGCGGUUAAGAGGAUCCUUAGAUGUGUGAAAGGUACUCUUGGCUGUGGGAUUUUAUUUCCUGCAAGUGACAUGGGAAAAAGUUGUGAAUUACUCGGAUACACCGACUCCAGUUGGUGCGGAGAUAAGGACGAUCGGAAAUCAACAGCCGGUUAUGUUUUUAUGUUCGGAGGAGCACCAAUCUCUUGGUGUUCUAAAAAGGAGCCGGUGGUUGCUCUCUCUUCUUGUAAGGUGGAGUAUAUCGCAGCUUUGUUAUGUGCAUGCCAAGCUGUGUGGCUAGUGAACCUGCUGCGUGAGCUGGACAGCAACACGAGAGGAGCUGUUCUACUGUUGGUGGACAAUGUUUCAGCCAUCAACCUUGCUAAGAAUCCCAUAGCACAUGGGAGGAGCAAGCAUAUUGAGAUGAGAUUCCAUUACUUGAGAGAUUUAGUAAGUUCUGGACAGUUAUGUUUGAGCUACUGCAGAAGUGAAGAACAGGUCGCGGACUUGUUGACGAAAACGGUUACGAAUGAUGUUUUCAAGCGACUCGUGGUGAGGUUGGGCAUGAAGAACAUUGAGCAUUUGACUUAA